AUGGCUGAAAAUACACAAAGUACUGCUUCGCAACCAACAGACGUCAACAAGAUACGAUCACUUCUCAAGGCCAAAGAUGAUACCCAAAGAUUUGUAGGACUAGCCCUCCUAAAAUCUCUUCUCGACAGCUCAGAACAACUUCGCCAAGAUGAGCAAACAGUUCAAGGUCUAUGGUCCAGUCUCUCGCCCAAGUUCCUCGACCGACUACUACGCACAGGCUCAAAGCCUUCAACUCAGAAUUCAAAAGAGAUGUUGGAUUUGGCUGUAUCUGUCUUGUACAUUUUCUCCAUUCUUCUUCCCGAUCAGGCUAAGAGUGACGCCAAAUUCAUCAACAGAAUCCCCUUGCUCGUCAAUGCAGUUCUCUACAGCCCUGAAGACACCACAAAGUUAAUACUUCAACUACUACAUAUGCUAGCAAGCUCACAGCAAGGAGCACAAGAAUUUAUCAAGGUGGAAGACUUUAGCUCCCUUACCGAGAUCGCUCCUAGCCAUGCACAGGUUCUGGAUAUCUUUUGCUUUGCAUGGCUCAAUUCUAUGACAACCAUUGAAGAUCCCUCUACGCUGGUGAGGCAGAUUGACGACACGAUUCAAAGUCUGGUCUCAUCAUUCACUGGAACUGAUGCUGUCACUCUUCUCGAGUUCCUUGGUUACUUUCUUCGGCAUGCCAACUCUUCUAUUCUUCCUCAGCAUCCCAAGUGGCUCAAAGUAGUCGUUAGCUACAUUCAAAACCUCGUCACAAGUAGGCCAACACCUGAAGCCCGAGCGGCAUAUACGAAUGCCACAGCCUCGAUACUCCAAGCUUUCCCGUCCGAGGCACCGAAGUUGGUGUUUAUCGACGACAAAAAGGAUGACAAGGCCUUCUCAUACCUACUCAUCAACCUCCUACUCAUUGAUAUUCGCUCUUCGGCUCCCACUCUUCUAGAACAGCUAAAUAAGCCCGAGUACCCCAAAGUCUCAACACGCCUCACAUCUGCAUUCGACGUCAUCUCAAUCUUCAUUGGAUACCUCGUGCAGUGUUUGGAAGACGAGUCCAUGGAAACCUUCUUCAUGACCCCUGAGAACCUCCUUAAGCUCCGUAAGGGCAUUUCCGAGACAAUGUCUCUCACAGCCGAGUAUCUUCGCGAUCGAUGGGAUGCUUCUGUUGCCGGAGCCAUGGGACUACAUCCAGACGCUCGUACUGGUACGAUAGACACAUCAGCUGGAGUCCACCACACACUCGCUUGGGACUCAAUGAGAGAUAAUGCUGAUGAUGAUAUGUUCAUACUUUCAGCUGUGCGAGCGUUGGCGCUCUGGCUGCGAGAAGAGGAGAAUGAUAUCCUGCGAAAAGAGGCUACGGGUUUGAUGGAUAUGUUUAUGGAUCUUUACAAAUCCAGCUCUCAGCAUAAACUCGACUUCCGAUCUCCGGUCCUCGUGGCUCUCGAGGGUGUGACUACGCUACCCAAAGGUCGCGAGCUGUUGCUCGUCAACGAAGGGUGGACAAUUCUCGCUCACGAUCUGAACUCUAUUCUGCAGCAUGCCUCACAGACUUGGGGAGAGCAGGAGGUUGCUCGGGCUACAGACAUUGUUCGCAUUCUGCUUCCCAUAGUUGAGCAAGAAUCCAACGGUGUUCCUGAAGCUUGGAUGGAUCUCAUCACUUCAGUGGCAGCAUGGGAUGUCCCUGACUCAGGAUUACCACCCCAGGUACAGGAAGCAGUAAUAUCCUCUUUGCAACUUUGCUGCGCGGUGCUUGUAGCGGCGAACCGGGGCAUGCGGCAGAGAUAUAAGCACUCUAUUGCUGCUAUCUAUGGGAUUGCGUCUCAACUUGCUAAGCAAGUCAGUCAGGAUAACCCUGAGAGGGAAAUGUUAGAAGACGUUCUUGCUACAUUGGGUUCGUUAAAGCAGGAGUGA
Fusarium oxysporum Fo47 is the source of this 1887-nucleotide messenger RNA. Its product is annotated as Neurochondrin-domain-containing protein. The record is from RefSeq and is a predicted model, not a curated record. The coding region runs from base 1 to 1887 and encodes 628 amino acids. The transcript is spliced from 3 exons. Lineage: Eukaryota; Fungi; Ascomycota; Sordariomycetes; Hypocreales; Nectriaceae.